This is a messenger RNA of Aphis gossypii (cotton aphid), 648 nucleotides long. RefSeq lists its product as uncharacterized. The transcript is spliced from 3 exons. Gene Ontology annotation, cellular component: nucleus. The annotation marks the transcript as partial. NCBI's taxonomy places the organism in Eukaryota, Metazoa, Arthropoda, Insecta, Hemiptera, Aphididae. The record is from RefSeq and is a predicted model, not a curated record.
AUGGCAAAAUCGAGGCCUAUAAAACAUCAGAUUAAAACUCUCGUUGAAUUGAUAUCUAAUGACCCAAAAUUGAGUGCUGGAAAAUUUUCAGCAAAUUUCACAAAAAAAAUUGCUAAGGCAAGAUGGAAGGACAUUGCCAUUGAAUUAAACUCUUUACCUGGCUGCGAAAAAUCAUGGGAUAAAUGGAAAAAGGCAUGGCAAGACACUAGGGCAACUGCAAAAAAUAAGGCUUCAGCAAUCAAAAGACAUAUUAAUGGUACUGGAGGAGGACCUGCCACUAAUUUGGUAAUGUCAGAGGCUCAAAUGGAUAGUAUUCCAUUAAUGAGCCAAGUGGCUAUAAGUGGUCAUUUGAAUUCAGUGGAGUCCGCUGUAUCAUUUAAUUAUGAAACACUUUCAGAACAAACAACAUGUAUGAACAUCUAUAAUAAAGAUGCAGAAACAAUAGAAGAGGGUAUAAACUCUGAACAACCUAUGAAAAAACAAUCUGCUUCUGAAAGAUUAUCAGAUGGCAACAAAGUUGCCCAGAAUAUGGUUGACCUUACAUCUAAAAAAUUAGAUAUUAAAUCUAAUUAUUAUAAUCAAAAGUUGAUUCUUUUACAACAAAAAAAUAAUAUCCUCAGCAACAUUCAUACAUUUUUGGAAACAUAC